UCUGUCAUGGCGGCAAAGUGGUGUACUGCUUCCUGUAAAAUGCAACUCCUGUAGAGGUUCUUCAUGCUUUAUUGGGAUUAAUUGACACUUUUUGAGCUGUCAUGAAACUGGGCAGUCUAGUUGUCCAGCAACUGGAGGAGGAGUCUCCUCUAGUGCAGGCUAUUUUCCAUGGGGAUCCUGAUGAAGUUCGAGCCCUGUUAUACAAAAAGGAAGAUGUCAACUAUCAGGACAUUGAGAAAAGAAGUCCCCUCCAUGCUGCCUCCUACUGUGGGGAAGCUGAGAUUGCGGACAUCCUCAUCCUGAGUGGUGCCCGAGUCAACACCAAGGACAACAAGUGGCUGACGCCUCUACAUCGAGCUUGUUGCUCUCGCAGCGAGGAAACUGUGGAGACGUUGCUGAAGCACCAGGCUGAUGUGAAUGCCCGCGACAAGAACUGGCAGACCCCGCUACAUGUGGCUGGGGCCAACAAUGCUGUGAAGUGUGCCGAGUAUAUCAUCCCACUCCUCACCAACGUCAACGUGUCGGACCGAGGACGCACAAGUCUCCAUCAUGCAGCAUUCAAUGGGCAUAAGGAGAUGGUGCAGCUCCUGCUAGAGAAGGGAGCCACCAUUAAUGCGUUUGACAAAAAGGACCGUCGGGCGAUCCACUGGGCAGCUUACAUGGGACAUGUCGAGGUGGUCAAACUGCUGGUGGAUCAUGGGGCUGAGCUCAACUGUCGGGAUAAGAAGAUGUACACGCCGCUGCAUGCUGCCUCGGCUAGUGGUCAGGUCAGUGUGGUCAACCUGCUGCUGGACCUGGGAGUUGAAGUUGAUGCCGUCAAUGGCAUCGGCAAUAUUUCCCUACACGUGGCCUGCCUCAAUGGCCAGGAUAUUGUUGUCAACAAACUCUUGGACAAUGGGGCAACUGUCAAUGCUGUCAACAACAAAGGAAUGACACCUCUACACUAUGCUGCUGUCUCAACACAUGGAGGGAUAUGUCUGGAAAUCCUCGUUACAGGUGGCGGCAACGCAAAAGCUCAGAGUGAGGACGGUAGAACAGCCCUGCAUAUGACUGCUCUGCAUGGUAGAUUUACAAGAGCUCAGACUCUCCUUGAGCAUGGUGCUGAGAUCAAUGCCUGUGACAAGAGUGGAAAUACGGCUCUUCACGUGGCAGCUCGACAUGGCCAUGAACUGCUCAUUAACACUCUCCUAGACAACGGUGCUGAUGUAAUGAAGCGCGGCUGCAGCGGAAUGCUCCCGAUCCAUGUAGCAGCACUGAACGGCUACGUGGACUGUGUACGGAAACUCCGCUCCGCGAUGCCAUCCAUUGACCUCAACAUUCCAGACGAUGGUGGACGUUCAUGUCUCCAUGGAGCUGCCUGCAGUGGGAAGGUGGAGUGUGUUGAGUACCUCCUCCAGGAAGGCUGUGAUCUAACUCGCCAGGAUGCUGAAGGCAGGACACCUCUGCACUAUGCAGCAGCCAAUGUGCACCAGCAGUGUGUGCUCAUCCUGCUGACGGCAGGUGCUUGUGUCAACAUUGUGGACAGACAAGGGUGUACUCCUCUACACUACGCUGCUGCUAGCGAUGUGGAUGCCAAGGUGGUGGAGCACCUGCUAAGGAAUGAUGGUCGGCCAGGGCUGAAGGAUGACGAAGGCAAUAAUGCUGUACACUACGCCGCUCUCAAGGGACACAAGUUAGCCUUAGAAAUGUUACUGGAUGCAGCAGCGACGGACUUGUUACGGAGCGGGGCAGCAUACUCUCCUGGGCAUCUCUCUUCCUACAAUGGUCAUAACGAGGCUCUCCACGUGUUGCUAGGUUACAUGAUGAAUCUUGAUGUCAAGGACCAGGAUGGCCGGACCAUGCUGGACUUGUCUUGUUUUCGUGGUAACACUGACUGCGUGGAGACGUUGUUGAUACAAGGAGCGAAGAUUCUUGUACAUGACAACAUCACGCGGCGCACACCUCUUCAUGCUGCAGCCACAAAUGGUCAUACCAAGAGCCUUCACCUUCUGUUGGAGACGGCAGAAGACAGCAACAUCGUCGACUGUACAGACAUGUACGACAGGACGCCGCUGAUGAUGGCGGUUGCCAAUGGUCACCUUGACGCUUCCAUCUACCUCAUUAGGAAUGGUGCCAUUGUCAAUGCUCGGGAUCUAGAUGGGAGGACAGCAUUACACAGAGGGGCUGCCAAUGGUCACGAGGAGUGUGUGGAUGCACUGCUACACCAUGGGGCAGACAUGUCUCUGAGGGACAACCUGGGACGGACGGCUGUGCACAUGGCAGCCAUUUGUGGCCAUGUAGGCCUACUGGGCUCCCUCCUUCUUAUGGGUCCUGUAGAAAAGUUAGAAGAUACCAAAGGCUACACACCUUUACAUUUUAGUUGUUAUAAUGGUCAUGACGGCUGUAUAGAAUUGUUUUUUGAGCAUGACCACUACAAAUAUUUUACGGGAAACAGUUUCACUCCUCUCCAUUGUGCUGUGAUAAAUGGGAAUGACGCUUGUACGGAAUUGUUAAUAGAGACGUUGGGCACCGAGGUGAUCAACAUUCAGGACUCCAAGGGCAGGACCCCUCUGCAUGCGGCAGCUUACUCAGAACAGGGAGAGUCCAUCCAGAUCCUCCUGAGUCAUAAAGCAGACGUCAACAUGGCAGACUAUGCAGGCAAGACGGCUAUCAUGUAUGCUGCCAUCAAUGGAAACGCCACCUCAGUAGAACUGUUGCUGGAGAGUGGUGCUGAACUCACUGUGUCUGACAUUGAGAAGAACUCACCGCUACACCAUGCCUGUUUCAAUGCAAAAGAAGAUGUGGCUCUGUUGUUACUGGAUAAGAUCGAAGACUCCACAACUGUAAAUAUGGCUAACUCAGAACUCAAAACACCUCUUCACCUGGCAGCCAAGCAAGGUUUGGUCCCAGUGGUGCAGGAUCUCAUAUCAAAGGGUGCCAGUCUCCUUGCCUUGGAUGAGAGUGGCUACACGCCAGCGUUAGCAUGUGCCCCCACGAACAGAGUGGCUGAUUGUCUUUCCAUAAUUCUUGCCCACAUGCCCUUCGGGGGCACACCAAACAACACGUUAAGCCGCGCUAUCAGAUACGAUCAUCAGACAACAGCUUUUGGGCUGACCAGGACGCUGGACGCAACUGACCAGGUGAGCAUAGGCAGCCCCGCAGGAAGUGUGCAGGAUGGGAAGGACUACUCAGGUUCAUAUCAGAGCUCAGACUCGGAGUUCUACUGAGAAGUGGAGCCCCAGUAGGAGAACAGUUGUGUUGCUCCAGCUUUAGAGGGGAGGUCAUCGUCAGUUGUCAUCUUGUGAUCUCAUGAACAGAAUAGUGUUCCCUUAGAACUGUCAGCUCUCAGGCAUUCAUUGAGUAUUUACUUAACUCUUGAAGUAAUUAUCAGGAAAGCUUUUGAAGUAAUUAUCAGGAAAGCUUUUGAAGUAAUUAUCUGGAAAGCUCUAAAUCAAGGCUCGUGCUCUCACUUGGAUACAUACUUAAAGUAAGUUGGUAUUCUAAUCAGAUAAACAUCAAACCAGCUUCUCAGGCCAUGAAGCAUUAAGUCUGCUUUGGCAGUCAACUCAUCCUGGUUUGAGUUAUGAAUGACCUGAUGAUACAGCAGUCACUGGUUAUCACAGUGGUUGAUCAAAGAGGUUUUACAGGAUGUUAGCUGAUCUGGCUAAAAAUGUAUUUGCCCUCCAUAUCGAAUAUGUGAACUUGUGUGAGUACUUAGACUUGGCUCAAUUGUUCUGUGUGUAACUUGUGUGAAUCACCGAGCCUUGGCUCAAGUGUUGUGUGUAACUUGUGUGAAUCACCAAGCCUCAGCUUAAGUGUUCUGUGUGAACUUGUGUGAAUCACUGAGCCUCGACUCAAGUGUUCUGUGUGAAGUUGUGUGAAUCACCGAGCCUCAGCUUAAGUGUUCUGUGUGAACUUGUGUGAAUCACCGAGCCUCAGCUUAAGUGUUCUGUGUGAACUUGUGUGAAUCACUGAGCCUCGACUCAAGUGUUCUGUGUGAACUUCUGUGAACUUCUGUGAAACACCGAGCAUUGGCUCAAGUGUUGUGUGGGGACUUUUGUGAAACACCCAGCCUUGGCUUAAAUGUUCUGUGUGAACUUUAUGAACUUGUGAGAUUCACCGAGCCUGAGCUCAAGUGUUCGGUGUGAACUUGGCCUUCGCCCACGUCUGUGCACGACAGUCCAUGGCACAAGUGUUCAUAUCAUGGUUUGGUCUCAAGAACUAGCAGGGCUGUUUAUAACAGCGCAAACUAUUUUGGAUUGUCUUGCAGUUCCCAAACCAAGGCAACAGUGAGCUCCGAGCUGUAAUAGAUAACCUUUGUGGUUCUUG
Messenger RNA from Haliotis rubra (blacklip abalone), 4308 nucleotides. Its product is annotated as serine/threonine-protein phosphatase 6 regulatory ankyrin repeat subunit A-like. NCBI's taxonomy places the organism in Eukaryota, Metazoa, Mollusca, Gastropoda, Lepetellida, Haliotidae. Gene Ontology annotation, molecular function: protein binding. The record is from RefSeq and is a predicted model, not a curated record.